UUCCGCAGAGCUUGCGUAGUGCUACUUCACGACAUCGAGUCCCCUCAGUCCGGCAGGUGCAAGGGAAGGGUCCGCAUUUGGUUAGUAGCUAUGGCGCUGAACAGGAACCAUUCGGAGGGGGGCGGCGUCAUCAUCAAUAACAGCGAAAGUAUCUUGAUGACUUAUGAUCAUAUCGAAGUGACAUUCCAUGAUAUGGAACACAUGCCAGAUGCAUUUAAAGGGACCAAGAAAGGCAGUGUCUUCAUGACCCCAUAUCGAGUCAUCUUUGUGUCUAAAGGAAAAGAUCCAAUGCAGUCUUUCAUGAUGCCCUUUUAUUUGAUGAAAGAAUGUGAGAUUAAGCAGCCUGUUUUUGGAGCAAAUUACAUCAAGGGUGCUGUGAAAGCAGAGGCAGGAGGUGGUUGGGAAGGAUCUGUAACAUUCAAAAUGACAUUCUCAGCUGGAGGUGCAAUAGAAUUUGGACAGCGCAUGCUGCAAGUAGCAUCUCAAGCCUCAAGAGGUGAGGUCCCCAAUGGAGCUUAUGGUUACUCAUACAUGCCGAAUGGGGGCUAUACCUUUCCACCACUUGCUGCAAAUGGGAUGUACCCUACUCCUCCUUCAGGGUACCCUUACCCACCACCACCUCCUGCGGAAUUGUAUCCUGGUCCCCCAAUGGACGGAGAUAUGGGAUACAUGCAGCUUCCUCCACCUCCUUAUCCUGGGCCCAUGGAACCACCUGCUGCUGGCCCAGACCUUCCCUCCACUCCAGCAGCUGAAGCAAAGGCUGCAGAAGCUGCUGCGAGUGCUUAUUACAACCCAGGCAACCCUCAUAACGUCUACAUGCCGAUGGAUCAGCCUCCUCCUCCUCCAUACUUUCCUCCAGAGGACAAGAAAACCCAAUAAACAGCCAUCACACACAGUGCUUCCUCAUUUCCAUUUGGCUAAAUAUUGAUUAGGGAUAUGACAAUGAUAAGGACCUUCUAGCCUCCCUCCAAUGCACGCAACUCCCAUGAACAGCAGUGGUAGAUACGUGUGGCAUUAGGAAAGAGAUUCUAACAUUUUCUUGGAUUGUCUUGCAUACACACCCACCCACCCUAAGAAUAUAUUGUUUUCUUCUUUCUCCAUGUCAAUAUUAAUGAAAGAAAGGUUUUGUUCUUCCGCUCCCAUCCCAUCUUUCAAGUGUCCUGGAGAACAUUCCUUUCUGAACAAAAACUAUUUAAACUGAAACCUACAAGCAGCUUUUGAAUUUGGAAGGUGUCAACAUUGUGUUGACCAGCUCUCAUGAAGCUUCAGAAGAAAAUCAACUCUGUGUUCAAUCCGUCGGUUCUUUGUUGCAUGAACCCUGCCAUAUUGUGACCAAGGAAAUGCACUGAUCUUCUGACAAGAUAACCUAAUGGCACGUACUUAGACAUUUGGUUCUAGAUACACACUGGAAUUUUCUGGAGUUUUUUUCCACAAGAUGCAUGUAUGGUCGCAUGUAUGCAUCAUUAAUUAAUUUUGAACAUUCCUAACUAUUCAUUUAUGCAUCUUAGUUAUUUUCUUUCUUACAACCACAAAAUGAUGGAUGCAUGAUUCUAGCAAGUAAAGCAUCUUACCUCUACAGCUAAUAUGGAAGUUGACUUGUCCAAUGUUGUUUGAUCAGUUGUCUAAACUCCAUCCUAGCAGCUGAAAGUAUUUCUAAGGAAGAAGAUAGCUCACAUUUUGACUUGUUUAUUUAUUUAGUUUGCUUUUUCAAUUUAUUGUUUUCAUUUUAUCUCUAGUGUUCUGAGCACAUCUGAAACAAAGCUGUUCCCCUUUAGCUGCAUGUGUUCAAACAGCCAUCGCUCUCUCCAUUGGGUAAGAUUACCUUCCAGCUGGGUAAUUUUUUUCAGUUGAUGCCUAAACUGACAAAUGGAGAGAGUGUGUAAAGAGCAAAUACCUCUUGGGGGUUUCUGCAUCUUCUGUUCCCUCUAGCUGAAUUCUUAAUUCAGUGCAAUGCCACAUACAACAACACUACAAUAAGGUCUGGCCCUUGUUUUUCCUGUACCAAAAUAUGGGAAAGAAAAGGGAGGGAGAAUAUUUGGAAGUGGUUUUAUAUGAUGGUAGUGCUUGGGCACAUAUGGUUCCCAACUUCCCAAAGAUCUCAGAAACAUGCACCUGAACACCUGAAAUUCACUUUAUACAGACACAGCUGAGUCUCCUAGCAUCUGUGGAUAACUGAAAAUCCACUAUGGAUUUUAUUAGCAUUGCUUCAGACUUUCAAAGGAAUAAAAUUAAAAUCUGGCUUGUAUACAAUUUCCCAUCUUUUCCUAUAAUUUCUGGUAAUACAAGCACAUUACAUUGCAGAUCCCUGGAAUGCUAGCUUACUGAGCCAAUGCUGAAAGCUUGGAGCUCCUUUCACAGUUGCUUUGAUCCUGAGAACCAGGUGGUGUUUGAGUCAAUGCUAGUUCAUUCUAGCACUGUGCACAUUGCAACUCUGUUUCACUCAGCAGUAGACACCAACUGUUUCCUGUUGUUGCUGCAGAAAUGUCCCAAGGAACGAUGCAGAUAGCAUCUGUUGCCAAGAAUAUGGCGAUGUAGGAUGGUUUAACUACAUGACUCUGCAAUGCUUGAUUUUUUCUUCCCAGACUUAGCGGUGUUUCAUUUUGACCUUGCAAAAUACUGACCUUGUAAGCUUCUAGGGGAUGGAAGUGCAAACUUCUUUGUUUUUUUAAAUGUCCCCAUGUGCAUUGAUUUCAGUAGCAGUCACCUUGCUAAUUUGCUGCAGGAUGGAGUGAUAGCCAAGCAGGUGAGGACUUUGAUUUUCUACAGGAUGCAAAUUCAGUGCAUGUGCUUUUUUGCAGAGCCUUUUCCAGCAGGACCUUUAAAAACAUCCUGUACUAAUUAUGCUUUGCCCUGACCGGCAAAGUCCAACUCUGAAGUCCUUAGUUUGAUUUCCCAAAUGCUUUCUAGCUGACCAAGACUUUUGUGCACAUACUUUUUGUGCACUGUCCCGCCCCCCUAGAUUUGCUAUUUAAACUGCAGUGAUGUAAAGAAAUGGUUAUUUUAAGAAUAGGUAUGUAUUUUGGAGAACUUCUAUUAAUAUAUUAUGGAUGUGAAACAGUUCAUUUGAAUGCAAAGCUGUCUUUUGAUUUGCUAAGACUGUGAAGUAAAGAUAACAUUCAUCAAA
Molecule: messenger RNA, 3124 nt
Organism: Elgaria multicarinata webbii
Lineage: Eukaryota; Metazoa; Chordata; Lepidosauria; Squamata; Anguidae
Gene: WBP2
Product: WW domain binding protein 2
Exons: 8
Coding region: 91-879 (262 amino acids)
Biological process (GO): positive regulation of DNA-templated transcription
Cellular component (GO): nucleus
Molecular function (GO): transcription coactivator activity; chromatin DNA binding
Source: RefSeq, a predicted model, not a curated record